Molecule: messenger RNA, 1122 nt
Organism: Prunus armeniaca (apricot)
Lineage: Eukaryota; Viridiplantae; Streptophyta; Magnoliopsida; Rosales; Rosaceae
Source: the annotation of a GenBank genome assembly
AUGGUUCAGAGGCCGUCUCCUCGAGGAACACAUCAGCUCAGGACUUCAAGCUCUGAUUCAGAUCCACUCCAUCAUCGACCAAUCACUGACCGAAGUCCAAAGCUAGGAGAUCGUCGUUCCCCAAGAGGUACACAAUCUGAUCCACUAAAUCAAAAGAAGCUUGGAACCCGCCUUGCUGAUUUAGAAUCGCAACUUGGGCAAGCACAAGAAGAGCUAAGGAUUUUGAAAGAGCAGUUGGCUUCAGCUGAGGCUGCAAAGAAAGAAGCCCAAGAGAAACUGGAAAAGAAAAUUAAGAAACCAGUUGUGACUUCAGAGCCAGUGAAAAUCCAUGGAACGCAUCCCUCAUUGGAGAUCCAAGAUUCUAACAAAACAGACAGUUGUACCUCUGAGGAAGUUCCAGAUGACUGCCAAAGGGAAACUGAUGUUUUCGAAGUCCCUGUGGAACGUGUCACAGUUGAGCCCAAGGUUGAACCUAGUGAGACUGAUCAAGUGGAAGAAGAAACCAAACCAGUUGAUAUAUCAGCUGAACCACCAUCAGUUAUGGAACCAGAGAAACUGUCCUUACAUGACCUGGCUUUGAAGAAUGAUGAGAUAAACAUGCUAAGAGCUGAGUUGGAAGAGAAGGCAAAGGAGCUAGAGGUGUUUGGUCAAGAAAAUGAGGGUUUGAAAAAUCAGCUGAAUGAGGCAGCUUUAAAUUUCUCAUCUGCACAAGCAAAGGACAAGGAAAUGACCUUGAAGUUAAGCCAGCUUGAAGAAGAGCUGGAAGCAAGUAAGGCCAGUGCAGGCCAGUUGAAUGAGAAGCUGCAAGCAAUGGAAGGAGCAAAGGAAACAAUGGACGCUGAGAUGAAGAAGAUGAGAAUACAGACAGAGCAGUGGAGAAAGGCAGCAGAUGCUGCUGCAGCAGUACUUUCUGGGGGUAUGGAGAUGAAUGGGAGGAUUUCUGAGAGGUGUGGCUCCAUGGAUAAGCACUUUGGUGGAGUGUUUGAGCCACCAGCUGGUGGCUAUGCUGGCUUUGUUGGGUCACCUGCUGAUGAUUUGGAUGAUGGAUUUGGUAGUGGGAAACGAAAGGGUUCCGGGAUAAAAAUGUUUGGUGACUUGUGGAAAAAGAAGGGCCAGAGAUAG